AUGUCAUGCGACGAGAUCCCCAUGGAUAUUCUGUUCUCCGAGAGCGGCGAGUGCUCCACGGCACCGACCAGCGCGAGCGCAAGUCCACUGUUUCGCCCAUCGGACAUUGAUGACCCUAAGCUGGUGCUUCCUGAUUCAAGCCCAUCCAAUGAAGAACACCAGGGAGCAUAUCCGGUUGAGAACGUGUGUGUGAUAGGCGCGGGUUAUGUUGGAGGACCCACCGCCGCCGUUCUAGCGAUUCAUAACCCUGCCAUCACAGUGGAAGUUCUCGAUCGAGACCAGAAGCGGAUCAAGCAAUGGAAUUCGCCGCAUCUUCCUGUCCACGAGCCGGGAUUAGACUCCCUCGUCAGUGUUGUUCGGGAUGGUGUGAAGAAUGACAACAAUGACCUCCAGCGGCAGCGGAAUUUGUAUUUCACAUCCGACUCUGCACGGGUGAUAGCCAAGGCCGAUAUCAUCGUCAUUUCAGUGGGCACCCAAACUAAAAUGUUCGGCGUGGGUGCGGGGUCUGCUACGAAUAUGACCGCCUUUGAUGGUGCCUUGAUGGAUAUUGCAGCUUAUGCGAAAUCGGGUACCAUUAUCGUGGAGAAGAGCACAGUCCCCGUUGGGACAGCGGACCGAGUGAGAAAAACGCUUGCCGCCCAUCGUCCGGGGGCCUUUUUCGAAGUUCUGUCGAAUCCUGAGUUUCUUGCGGAGGGAUCCGCCAUUGAGAAUCUCAUGACGCCCGAUCGCGUUUUGAUCGGAUCGACUGCGACACCCGCUGGCCGGAAGGCCGCUCGCACACUGGCCAGCCUCUAUGAAGCCUGGGUUCCAACAAAUCGAAUCCUGGAAACAAACACGUGGUCAUCUGAGCUUGCAAAGCUUGUUGCCAAUGCCAUGCUGGCUCAGAGGAUCAGUAGCAUCAACUCCAUCAGUGCGAUCUGUGAGCGAACCGGUGCGGAGGUAGAUCAGGUGGCUAAGGCAAUUGGGAUGGAUGCCCGCAUUGGGCCACACUUCCUUAAGGCUGGACUAGGCUUUGGAGGCUCCUGCUUUCGUAAGGAUAUCGCUAGUCUGGCAUAUCUGGCGGACUGUCUGGGUCUGGAUGACGUGGCUGUCUACUGGCGACAAGUUAACCUUAUGAAUGAGCAACAACGAGAUCGCUUUACUCGGAAGGUUAUUCAGCGCUUUGAUGGGAACUUGGUUGGGCAUAAGAUUGCAAUGCUUGGUUUUGCUUUUAAGAAGGGUACCCGAGACACUCGAGAUUCGUUGGCUGUGGAUGUUAUUCGAUUGCUUCUAGAAGAACGACCGGCGGAGAUUACCAUCUUUGAUCCCUAUUGUCGCGAAGAAGAUAUCAUGCGGGAACUAGGUCCCGGAAUCACAGAGAUAGGGACUGUGAAGGUUCACAGUGACCCAUAUCUUGCCUGCUCGCUCGCACAUGCAAUUUUACUGGUGAAUGAUUGCGAGGAGUUUCGCUAUACUCCGACAAAGAAAUCCACCUGGAGCAUCUCCCCUCAAUGUAUGGAUGACAAACCCACCGCCACCGAGCCUCUUGAUUGGCCACGUAUUGCAUACAAUAUGGUUGAACCCAAAUGGUUGUUCGAUGGACGGGGAGUGUUGAAUGUGGUGGAUUUGGAGAAGCUUGGCGUGCGUGUCGAUCGUAUUGGGCGACGCACAAUUCUUUGA
Molecule: messenger RNA, 1659 nt
Organism: Penicillium odoratum
Lineage: Eukaryota; Fungi; Ascomycota; Eurotiomycetes; Eurotiales; Aspergillaceae
Gene: ugd1
Product: UDP-glucose dehydrogenase
Exons: 6
Coding region: 1-1659 (552 amino acids)
Biological process (GO): polysaccharide biosynthetic process; glycosaminoglycan biosynthetic process
Cellular component (GO): cytosol; nucleus
Molecular function (GO): NAD binding; UDP-glucose 6-dehydrogenase activity
Source: RefSeq, a predicted model, not a curated record